Messenger RNA from Sphaeramia orbicularis (orbiculate cardinalfish), 2765 nucleotides. It is a transcript of the gene wdr46, whose product is annotated as WD repeat domain 46. Lineage: Eukaryota; Metazoa; Chordata; Actinopteri; Kurtiformes; Apogonidae. Gene Ontology annotation, biological process: maturation of SSU-rRNA from tricistronic rRNA transcript (SSU-rRNA, 5.8S rRNA, LSU-rRNA). Gene Ontology annotation, cellular component: nucleolus; 90S preribosome; small-subunit processome. Gene Ontology annotation, molecular function: protein binding. The record is from RefSeq and is a predicted model, not a curated record.
GAAGUCUUAAACGUACACAACAAACAUGGCGUCGGCCGACAAGGCACCGGUGAAGAAUUCACACGUGGGGAAGAAGAAACAGCCCGCAGCUCGUUACUGGGAGGAACCGCAGAAAGAGGGUGAAAGCAAGGUUGUAAAAGAUGGAGAGAAGAGUGAACAGCAGCAGAAGAAGAAGAAACAAACAGCAAAGAAAGAAAACACGAAGGCAAUCAAAGAGAUGGAAAGAAACGUAUAUCAGAGCACCCAUGUGAAGCCCAAGUGUGUUUUCACUGGAUAUAAGCCAAAAAACUAUGCUGGUUAUUCUGCACCACAUGCACAGCAGAAAGAAGACCCUUUUCCUGGACCUGCCCCCAUCCCAGAAGACAGAGUGGAGAAGUUUAAGAGGAAAGAGAAAAUGAAAAAGCCUCGAAACAAGCAUUUUAAGCUGAAAGCCCUGAUAAGUCGCUCAGAGAAAGCCUCAGAAAUGGCCCAGAAACAAGCGGCACGUAUUGACCUUCUGCUCCCAGAGGAUGCAGGGUUUUUAGAAGGAGACGAUGGUGAGGACACAUGCACCAUCUCUCAGGAAGAUAUUGUGGAUGCUGUGGAUAUAUCAUCUGGUGCAAAGUACUUUAAUUUGAAGCUGUCUCAGUUUGGGCCGUAUCGAGUGGAUUACAACAGAACUGGACGUCACCUGCUGCUUGGCGGUAGACGAGGCCAUAUUGCUUGUAUAGACUGGCAGUCGAAAAAUCUGAUGUGUGAGAUAAAUGUGAUGGAAGCCGUCAAUGAUGUGAAGUGGCUCCACAGUGAGAACAUGUAUGCAGUUGCGCAGAAAAAGUGGCUGCAUAUUUACGACUCCAAUGGAAUUGAGCUUCACUGCAUCCGCAAAUUCAACGAUGUGCUCCGGAUGCAGUUUCUCCCCUACCACUUUUUGCUCGCCACAGCGAGUGCCACCAGUUUCCUGCAGUACCUUGACGUGUCUGUGGGAAAGGAGGUGGCGGCGAUCUGCACCAAGACGGGACGGCUCGAUGUAAUGUGUCAGAACCCUCAAAAUGCCAUCAUCCACCUGGGGCACUCCAAUGGCACUGUCACCCUCUGGUCACCCAACCAGAAAGAAGCCCUUGUUAAAAUGCUCUGUCACCAGGGAGGGGUGCGUUCUGUUACUGUGGACAAGACGGGCACGUACAUGGUCACAUCAGGUAUGGAUAAAAAGCUGAAAGUGCAUGACAUUAGAGCUUUUAAGCCCCUCAAAUCAUACUUCAUCCCAUCUGGAGCUUCCUGUUUGUCACUGAGCCAAAGGGGUGUGUUGUCUGCAGCUACAGGGGAUAUUGUUCAGCUGUACAUGGAUGUUUGGAGCACCCCAAGUCCCAAACCCUACAUGGCCCACAGAGUUCGGGGAGCGGUGUGGGGGGCUACCUUCUGUCCCUUUGAGGACGUCCUCGGAGUAGGACACGGAGAUGGUUUCACGAGUAUGCUUGUACCAGGUCCGCACCUAUAUUUCAUAUAAGUUGCGGGUGAGCCUAACUUCGAUGGCCUGGAUGCGAACCCAUACCGCAGUGCUACAAGGCAGGAGUGGGAGGUUAAAGCUCCGGAGAAGAUCCAACCUGAACUGAUAAGCCUGGACCCGAAUCAACUAGGACAAGUUGACCGAGCCACAUAUGAGCAAAAGCACCAAGAUAGAGUCCAAGCUUUGGGUUUUGAUCCAAAUGCCAAAGAAAAAUUUGUUCCUAAGUUUAAGAAAAAGGGUCGGAGCUCUGCUGGUUCAGUUGAAAGACGCAAGAAGCAGGUGGCUCAUGAGGACCAAAGGGACGUAAUCAGGAGAACUGUAGAGGACAAAAUGAGGCUGGCAGAACAAAGAAAGAAGAAGGCGGCAGCAAAAUUAUCUGGCCAGAGAUCUGCUCUGGACAGGUUCAGAAAAUAGACAAGGAAGACCCAUUGUACAGCCUGAAACCCAGUGAUAUUCUGUAGGCGUGACCUUUGAACUUUCUAUGAAGGACACAUUUGGACACUGGUCUCCUCUGUGUGAACAAAGUGCUGCAGAUAUUCUGAAUGUAGUCUGCAAAUAAGGACUUGCAUUCAGAUGGAAAACAGUUCAUCUGCCAUCAGUGUUGAGAGCAUUGAUCGUUUCUGUUGACAGCACUUUGUGUCCUCACGAGUGGAUGAACUAAUCUGACGGGUCACAGUCGGCGUGGACCUCACUCUCAUUUGUGUGAACUUUUGUUUUUUCUCAAAUGAUGAACACGAGUUCAUUUAGUUUUGAACCUUACUGUCUGGUAGUUCAUCUGUUUUCUAUAAUAAUGUUCUAAAAAUAAACAUUACGAAACCUCUUGAAUCAAAGUGUCAUUCGAAACUUUAAUUAGAAGCAGAACAAACUCAAAUAUCUACAUACCAUGUCAAACCCUCCUCAUUGAGAGGUUUGUUUUGUGGUCUUCUGUAGACGUAUGAAUUUAAUGGAGGCAUAUGAAGUAAUUGUAUUAGGGUUACCUUUUUAUUUUCAGAUACCACUCCCUUACUAGGUUUCGUAAUUGGAACAAAAGAGAAGUUAAAAGAUCAUAGAUAUAUUAAGUAUAAGUAUCUAACACUUUCUUUAUGUAACAGAUGUCGACAUUAUCAGCAACUUCUUCUUUUUAACAGGAAAAGCUCACAGCAGCAACCUUCAGCACGCCUGUUAAAUAGCCAAUACAGUUCAUGUCAGUACAUAAGAUGCAGCAACAAAUUCAGAAGUAAAUAAAAAAAAAAAAAAAAACAGCAACAAAAUCUCUUGUAAAGCAUUUGUGGUUUAUGACAAA